Molecule: messenger RNA, 1425 nt
Organism: Haliaeetus leucocephalus (bald eagle)
Lineage: Eukaryota; Metazoa; Chordata; Aves; Accipitriformes; Accipitridae
Gene: CCIN
Product: calicin
Molecular function (GO): protein binding
Source: RefSeq, a predicted model, not a curated record
AUGAGUAACAUGAGACAAAUGGGACUAGGAAUAAGGAGUCUGCAUGAGAAAAUACAGGAGAGAGACACUGAAGGUUCCCUUGUGGAGAAAAGUUGCCUGAUCUACAUGCUCAUAGCCUACAUGUGUGAGCUUAAAGAGGUGGUGAACAGUGCCUAUGCAGGGACUUGUGGGCUCCUCAAGGAGGACAACCUCCAUGUGCAGAAUGAGAACCAGACUUUUCUGGCCCUGAUCUCAUAAGUGAAAUUCAGGAAAGACGAAAGAACAGAAAUGAUUUUGAGUGACAGGAAGCAGGAACGUGCUUGAAGACUUCUUCUUUUCCAGAGAAAGGGGCCAUUAACUAAAGAGUAUGUAAGAUUUGAUGAUGAGGGUUUUGCUUAUACUUUUGAGCUUACAUGUUUUGCUUACAUGUGGCUGAAAUUGACAGAGAUGCCAUGUAGUGCAGCUGCUCCUAGUGCAACAUUAGCAGUUAGUGUCACUGGAGGAGUAACAGACCAGAUCACUACCUCAAAUACAGCUCAGAGACAUGACGUAGAAAACAAUUCCUGCAUAGAGGUACUGCCUAUAGGUUUGGUAUUCCACAUCAUGGUGACCUGUGGAGGAGUAGUGUACACCCCUGGAGAUUUUGCUGAUGUGAGGAAAUAUGUCUCUAACACUUGCAAGUACUGUGAUGGGAGGUAGGAUAACUGGACUCUGACUGGGAAAAUAAGCAUUCCCAUGGAUGCUACUGCCUUGAUCACCAAAGGAAAAAAGUCAUUAGUUUAUCUUGUGACAAGGCAACUGAAUGGGUGCUUCCUAUAUGUUCAGAUGGUAGAUUACUUUGACACUCAGACAGGCAACGUGGUGCAAUGCCUCACCUUCCAUAUUCAAUUCAACCAUAAACCUGUUGUUGUCUUUUCCACAGGAAAACAUCCUGAGCUUGCAGAAAAAGUAGAAUAUUCUCUCAGUUCAAAUACCUUCUGACUACACCAGAAAGGAGGGAAAUGGAAAAUUCUGGCAGAUCCUUCAGAAGUUCUUGACUAUUCAGUUUCCCAUACAGUCAAACUACCCUUCAAAGUUCUUCUAAAAAUUGCAAUUAAUUUGGAAAGUGAAGAAUUCAAAAGGUUUUUCUGUGAACUUGAACUUUUUCUUGAAGAUAUGAAGAACAAUUACUCUCUUCCAGUCUCAAGGAACUCUCCCAAUUGCCAUGACCCUUCAAAGAUGAUUGAGUGGCCUCAAAAUGACUACAUGCUGGGGACUGAGAAGCUGGAGAGUAGCUCUGCAAAGAAGGACCUUGGGGUCCUUGGGAGCAAGAAGCUGACCAUCCACCAGCAAUAUGCCCUCACAAUGAAGAAGGCCAACAGCAUCCUGGGCUGCAUUAGGAAGACCAUAGCCAGCAUGUCAAGGAAAGUGAUCCUUCCUCUGUACUCAGCACAUCUGGAGUGCUGA